Pteropus alecto (black flying fox) is the source of this 1744-nucleotide messenger RNA. RefSeq names its product COP9 signalosome subunit 8 (gene COPS8). The coding region runs from base 85 to 714 and encodes 209 amino acids. The record is from RefSeq and is a predicted model, not a curated record. The transcript is spliced from 8 exons. Gene Ontology annotation, biological process: protein deneddylation; COP9 signalosome assembly. Gene Ontology annotation, cellular component: COP9 signalosome. Lineage: Eukaryota; Metazoa; Chordata; Mammalia; Chiroptera; Pteropodidae.
UUACGUCAUCACGGCGCGACGUCCCGGGGGACAGUUUGGGGAUCUGGCUAGCGGGAAGGUGUGGCGGCGGGACCAUCCGGGAAGAUGCCCGUGGCCGUGAUGGCAGACAGUGCCUUUAGUUUCAAAAAGCUGCUGGAUCAGUGCGAGAACCAGGAGCUCGAGGCUCCUGGAGGAAUUGCUACACCUCCAGUGUAUGGUCAGCUUCUAGCUUUAUAUCUGCUCCAUAAUGACAUGAAUAAUGCAAGAUAUCUUUGGAAAAGAAUACCACCUGCUAUAAAAUCUGCAAAUUCCGAACUUGGAGGGAUUUGGUCAGUAGGACAGCGGAUCUGGCAGAGAGAUUUCCCUGGGAUCUACACGACCAUCGGCGCUCACCAGUGGUCUGAGACGGUCCAGCCAAUCAUGGACGCGCUUAGAGACGCAACGCGGAGACGCGCCUUCACCCUGGUCUCGCAGGCGUACACCUCCAUCGUCGCCGAGGACUUCGCCGCCUUCGUUGGGCUCCCUGUGGAGGAGGCCGUGAAAGGCAUAUUAGAACAAGGAUGGCAAGCCGACUCUACCACAAGAAUGGUCACGCCCAAAAAGCCAGUCGCAGGCGCCCUGGAUGUCCCCUUUCACGGGUUCGCUCCUUUAUCAGAGCCAGCCCCGGUCCCGCCCAUCCCCAACGAGCAGCAGCUCGCCAGACUCACCGACUACGUGGCUUUCCUCGAAAACUGACCGGUCCCGCCUCCCGGACCCACCCCGGAGCGCUGUGUCCUGAACUGAUCCAGAAAUGCUAAAUUUUUAUUUUCAGCUUAUUGGAUGGAUUCAGCGCCUCAGCCUUCCUUCCUGAGUGUGCGAUGGUAAAACACACAUAUACUGUAAAGCGCAUCAUGUGUAUUUUGUCCUUAAGCGCCCCGCUGACUAGUUGAAGCAGGCCCGGUUUCAUCACGCCACAGUGCGGGUGGGCCCGCCGGUGUCACGCAGCCCGUGUGUGUCCCAGCGGCUCGUGACUGAGCUCCCCUGCGUCCUGUAGCCAGGUGCCCGUCACCUGUGUUUCCCGGUCACGCACAGCACACCGUUCCUGCUGCUGGCCGUAGGGGCGCGCCCGGGGAGGAAGGCUGUGCCCGGCGGGACCUGCACUGUGGGGCGCUCCCAUCCGCCCCCUCGGGAGAAUGCGCACUCUGCUCCUCGCCCCGGAGUUGCCACUGCAGAGACGCAGCCGGGGACCCGAAUGGUCUCAGGAGACCAGGCUGUUUUCCCUGGCUUCGCUGAUGGUGUGAGCGCGCCCGUGGCCGCAGUGGAGGGCUUGCCGUGGAAGUGAGCCUCAUUAAGACGUUCGCGAGAUGCGUCACGCUGUCACACGGCCCUUCAGGAGAGGGGAGCCCUGCACAGGGAUGCGUCAUCCUGGGACAGAAGCCGUGAAGAUGACGAGCAACUUUGUCCAGCUGCCCUGCAGCUCCCGGUUGCUCACGUUUGACCCUCGGUUCAAGCUCUGCCUUUUGGAGAAAUGCGGAACGAGCCCCUCCUUUUCCCGUGUGACGCCCUCUGAGUGUUUGAAGCUGUUUAUUGUGUCUUCAGGUUAAAACAUCCCUGCAUUCAUUCAUUCUGCAUUUGUUCAAUAAAUAUUUAAUUGAAUUCUUCAACUGUUUCAUCUGAGGCAAUUUCUGGACAUUUCACUAUCCUGGUCUUUCUGUGGCCACGUUCUGCUUUGUGACUGUCUCUUGAAAUAUGACUUUCUUAAUUAGAAACGACCGAUAUAGCGAUA